Molecule: messenger RNA, 2356 nt
Organism: Pungitius pungitius (ninespine stickleback)
Lineage: Eukaryota; Metazoa; Chordata; Actinopteri; Perciformes; Gasterosteidae
Gene: rbpjl
Product: recombination signal binding protein for immunoglobulin kappa J region-like
Exons: 12
Coding region: 296-1978 (560 amino acids)
Biological process (GO): regulation of transcription by RNA polymerase II
Cellular component (GO): nucleus
Molecular function (GO): RNA polymerase II cis-regulatory region sequence-specific DNA binding; DNA-binding transcription activator activity, RNA polymerase II-specific
Source: RefSeq, a predicted model, not a curated record
AGGGUAAACACACACAGCCUCUCUUACUGUAUGCUGAGCUACAGCUCUGGUCUGGUCUUACUGGUGACACUAGUUGGUUGACUGACGUGUUCUAACCGAGCCAACCGUCUUACUCUCACGGUGCUUCACUUGAACAUCUGGACAGAGAGGUUCAGCCAAAAGAAGAAGAGGAAGAGGCUUUGUGUUGUCAUGGUGAGACUGAUGUUCAUCACCACGUCACGCUCUGGCUUCCAUCCCUCCUUUUGUGUUCAGAGACCAGCGGACCAUCAGGCUGCUUGUAUCACUGGUCGUUUGUAUGAGUCCAUGUUGUGUUGAGCAAGACAUCUUCAGCCAAUGGACCCAAGCAACGCCUCCUCCUGACCAGGUCGUCAUGGACGCUCUACACACCGGCAACGAAUCAUCGACCAGCCUGCCCGGAUCCCGGCAGGCGGACUCGGCUCGGCUCUGCCCCCCUCUUGGGACCCCCCCCCCGGCCAGCCCGCUCACUCACCUGGGGACACUGCUGGCGGGACGCGACGCUGCGGGCUCCGGGUGUGACAGACUGGAUCUGGGCUUUCAUCAUCAGUUGGGAGCACAUAGGGAACCAGGAAGAGAAACUCAUGCUGACCAGAGCGUCACUAUCCUGCACGCCAAGGUCGCUCAGAAGUCCUACGGAAACGAGAAGAGGUUCUUCUGCCCUCCUCCUUGUGUUUACAUCAGCGGUGAUGGAUGGAGGGUCAUGCAGGACCAUCUGAAAGCCAGCGGCCGGGGGGGUGACUCGGCGUACCGGCUGUGCGGUUACAUGUGCCUGGACAGCUUCGCUCAGUCUCAGGCCGACUCCUUCAAGCUGGCCUUCGACGAGCAGCAGGACUCCAGGAUGUUUGCCUCUGCCAAGUCCCUGUUCAUCUCCGACCAAGACAAGAGGAAGCAUUUCUGCUUGCUGCUGCGGCUGUUUGUGGGCCACCGACUGGAAGUGGGUUCGUUCCAAAGCCGGAUGAUCAAAGUCAUCUCCAAGCCGUCCCAGAAGAGACAGUCCAUGAAGAACGCCGACCUGUGUAUCUCCUCCUGCUCUCGAGUUGCUCUGUUUAAUCGUCUUCGCUCUCAGACCGUCAGCACUCGCUACCUGUCGGUGGACAGAGGAGCCUUCAUAGCCAGCGCCAGGCAGUGGACCGCCUUCACCAUCACCCUGGUGGAGGACCAGGGUGCUGACCAAGGAGACUUUGUGCUGAGCGAAGGCUUCAUCUGUUACGGCUGUGUGGUCCAGUUAGUGUGCACCGAGACUGGAGCUGCUCUGCCGCCCAUGGUCAUCCGUAAGGUCAACAAGCAGCACGCCAUCCUGGACGUGGACGAGCCCGUCUCUCAGCUCCACAAGUGCUCAUUCCAGCUGCGAGACGACCCUCAGGCCUACCUGUGUUUGUCCAACGACGUCGUCGGGCUGCACCAGGCGCCUUCCAGUGCCAAGGACCCCAGCAGGGUGGUGCUGAACGACGGGUCCUGCUGGACCAUCAUCGGGGUGGAGGCGGUAGAGUUCACCUUCAAUCAGGGACCCUCCUGCAUCCAGACACCAGUCACUCCUUUUCCUGUCAUCACAGGGUUAGAGGUUAACGGUGGAGGACAUGUUGCUACACUGGAGGUCCACGGAGAGAACCUGAGCCCUCAUCUCAAGGUGUGGUUUGGAAACAGCGAGGCUGAGACCAUGUUCAGGUCUCCUCAGUCUCUGCUCUGCGUCGUCCCAGACGUCUCCAUCGUCAGCGAGGGCUGGCGACGCCUGAGGCACAUCACGACCGUCCCACUGUCGCUCCUUCGAUUGGACGGCCUCAUAUAUCGCACCGCCUUCAGCUUCACCUACACACCGGAGCUCCGGCCGCCCCUGUGUGGAGCGGCAGGAGGAUGGAGGCGGGAGGGGGGCUCAGAGGGAGGCCAGCCGGACGACGUCCUGCUGGAGACCAUCCAUCAGGAAUUCACCAGAGCCAACUUCCACCUCUUCAUGCAGAGCUAGCUCACCUGUCCUGCAGGCUGGCCUCCAUGAGCCGGGGUUAUGCUCUGACCUCAUCUUCACCACGCUUGGCAUUCACAUGCUCGGAAUGAUGUCAGAGUAAACGUCACCGUCAUGUGCAUCUAAAGCUAAAGGCAGAUUGUCAGAUAGAGAAAUAUCAGAAUCUUAAUUGCUGUAAUGCGAGUAGAAACAAGGAGGCAGAUCUGCAUUAUGCUCGUCAUAUUUGCAAAACGUCUGAACCGAGAAGAGUUUUGUUCUAAAAAGAUGUCUUCAUAUUCUAAUUUAUAUUUCCAAAUGAUCUAUGAUUGAUGCUAAACGAUCAAAGUCAAUAAUCACUGCCUAAGCUGUAUCAACAUAAAUCAAUAAAUUGGCUACAUGUGA